This is a messenger RNA of Chelmon rostratus (copperband butterflyfish), 3632 nucleotides long. It is a transcript of the gene itga2b, whose product is annotated as integrin, alpha 2b. NCBI's taxonomy places the organism in Eukaryota, Metazoa, Chordata, Actinopteri, Chaetodontiformes, Chaetodontidae. Gene Ontology annotation, molecular function: integrin binding. The coding region runs from base 32 to 3112 and encodes 1026 amino acids. Gene Ontology annotation, biological process: angiogenesis; integrin-mediated signaling pathway; cell adhesion mediated by integrin. The transcript has 31 exons. The record is from RefSeq and is a predicted model, not a curated record. Gene Ontology annotation, cellular component: external side of plasma membrane; integrin complex.
CAGUGUGGUGUGUGUCGGACAGAAAGGUGUGAUGUGUGUGCUAAGGUGUGUGUUUGAGCUGCUGUGUGUGAGUGUGUGUGUGUGUCUGAACCUGUUGGAUGAAGCUGUGAUGUUCAGCGGACCGUCAGGAAGUCUGUUUGGAUUUUCUGUCGACUUUCACACCUUCAACAACAUGUCCUUCGUUGUCAUUGGAGCUCCCAAAGCCAAUACCAACCAAUCAGGAGUGACGGAGGGAGGAGGCGUGUUUCUCUGCCCCUGGUCACCUGAAGAUGGGACCUGUGACAUCAUUGACUUUGACCAGGAAGGUGAUGAGGUCCACAGCAGCUCCGGUCUGUCCUUUCACACCUUCAAGAGUCAGCAGUGGUUUGGAGCUUCAGUUCGAUCAGUCAGCAACACGCACUUACUGGCCUGUGCGCCGCUCUUUCAUUGGAACGCUCAGAGGCAAGGGGCGGAGUCAGGGAAAACACCUGUGGGAAACUGCCUCCUAUUGGACCAGCGGACGGGAAACUCCACCUCCUUCUCCCCCUGCAGAGGAACCAUGAUGGACGGGGACUACAAACGCAUGAGCAACAGAAAUGACCAACGCUACUGUGAGGUGGGCUUCAGCGCUGAUAUCACCAAGGAGGGCCGGCUGCUGCUCGGAGCUCCAGGAAGCUUUUAUUUUCAGGGUCAGGUCAUCACAGUGGGAGUGAAUGACAUCAUCAACAGUGGGCGGCGCAACGAUCCUAUCCAUUAUACAGCUGGUAUCAGCCAAUCAGAUGAGAGGGGAGGUUAUGACCUUUACCGUGGUUACUCGGUGGCCAGUGGUCUGCUGACUGGAGACUCCACACCAGAUUAUCUGGUCGGCGUUCCGAAUGACAGACACACAGCAGGAACAGUGAAGAUCUACGAUGGCAGGAGCAGCGGAUCACUGACAGCCUAUCACAGCUUCCAGGGCACUCAGGUAGCGUCCUACUUUGGACACAGCGUGGCUGUAGCUGACAUCAACAGUGACGGUUUAGACGACGUGCUGAUCGGAGCUCCUCUCUUCAUGGACAGAGUGACGGAGCAGCUGCAGGAGAGAGGACAGGUGGUUUUGUACCUGCAGAGAAGACACGCCUCCUUCUCCUCUCAGCCUGACCAGUCACUGAUUGGCUUCUCUCUAUAUGGGCGGUUUGGCUCCGCCCUGGCUGUGCUGGGCGACCUGGACAUGGACGGUUACCAUGAUGUUGCCAUAGGGGCUCCCUGGUCAGGUGACAGUGGACAGGUAUUCAUUUACCUGGGCAAUGCUAAUGGGCUGUCAGCCGCGCCAUCCCAGGUGAUUGACAGCCCGUUGGCAAGCGGCAGAACGGCAUUUGGCUUUACUCUGAGAGGUGGGGCUGACGUUGACGAGAAUGGAUACCCAGACCUGCUGGUCGGCGCGUGGGCUGCAGACAGAGCUUUUGUGUACAGAUCCCGAGCGGUGAUCCGGACCAGAGUUUCUCUGUCUCUGCUGCCGGACUUCCUGAAUCCAGACUCCAAAUUGUGUCAGCGAGAAAACACACCUGUGUCCUGUUUCGUCAUCCAGAUGUGCGUCUACGUGUCCGGUCACAGAAUUCCACAGCAGACAGCACUGGGGCUGGAGUUACAGCUGGAUAGGAUGAAGCAGCCAAUGGCAAGACGGACUCUGCUUCUUUCGACCAAUCAGCCACAGGGUACGAUGAAGCUGAUGGUUCAGCGGGAGGUGGGCGUGGUCUGCGUCAAUCAGACUGCCUAUCUGAGGUCUGAAGAUGAUGUUCGGGAUAAGUUGAGUCCGAUCUUCAUCACUGUCGAUAUUAGCCUCCUCGACUCUACCCAGCAUGCUUUACUGCAUGGACAAACACACGCUGCUGCACAGACCAGGAUCAUUCUGGAUUGUGGAGACGACAACAUCUGUGUUCCUGACCUGAAGCUGAGAGCUGAGCCCCUGUCAGACAGCGUGCUGGUCGGUGAGGAUCAGUCGGUGUUGCUAUCAGUGUCUGCAGAGAACGAUGGUGAGGGAUCGUACGAGACUGAGCUGGUCAUCCAAAUCCCCAAACACACACACUUCCAGAGCAGUCAGGGUGUUAACAGACUGGUGUGUGUUCAGAGGAAAGAGAACCAGACUGUCAUUGUGACCUGUGACCUCGGCAACCCCAUGAGACAAGGACACACACUGCAGACGGGUCUUCUGUUCAGUGUCGGUCAUCUGGAGGAGGUGGAGAGACACAUCACCUUUAAACUCAGAAUCAGGAGUAAGAACUCAGUGAAUCCCGACAGUAACGUUGUCACAGUGAAGGUUGUGGUGAAAGCUGAGGCCACGCUGGAGAUCAGGGGAGGCUCCUCCCCUGCAGAAGUUGUCCUGCCCCUCCCUGACUGGCAGCCUGCAAUGCAUCCUGAGAGUUUAGAGGAAGUGGGUCCACUGGUGGAACAUGUUUAUGAGUUGAGGAACCAGGGUCCCAGUGAGGUCAACGCCCGGCUGACGGUGGACUUCCCCUCCACCUGGCAACAUCACCUCCUGCUCUACAUCUUCUCCAACGCCUCUGAAGAAUCACUGAGCUGCCGAACCCUGAACGCAUCGCAGAUAGACCCCUUCAAGCUGGUUGGUAAUUCCUCCAGUGUUUCUGUAGUUUCUCAGUUGAUCCAGCAGGAGGAGACAAACUCAGACAGUCACACUGUUCAUGUGAACUGCAGCAGCAGUGAGUCAGGCUGUGUCAAGUUUGUGUGUGAUGUCACAGCGUUGGGGCGUGGCUUCAGUGCUGUCGUCAGAAUCACGGCCAGACUGUGGACACACACUCUCACACAGACUCCCUACCUGAACUAUGACCUUGUGUCCUCCGCUUCCUAUGAUGUCAUCAACGCAUCAUCGAAGGUCCAACCACUGCUGCUGCCGAGUGGACACACGCAGACUCGGCUCAGUGUGUUGUGGCGUCCUCCGGAUGGAGAGAAAGACGUUCCUAUUGGUUACAUCAUCCUGUCAGUAAUCUCUGGACUCCUCCUUCUGAGCAUUCUCUGUUUCAUCUUCUGGAAGAUGGGUUUCUUUAAGCGUACUCGCCCCCCAACUGAUGAAGAUGAGGAUGAUGAUAACUAUGAUGAAGAGCAGCAGCUGGCUGGGGAGAAUGACAUGACUAAAUAACACACACACACACACAAAGGUCACACACACGAUUUUCUUUUUUUGAUCACAAUUGAUCACACACUUAGAUGAUUGAUAUUGAUCAUCAAUAUUCAGUAUCAGUGCGGCCAGGAGGACGGCUUGUUGCUUCACCUGUGAGUGUGUGUUCACCUGUGUGUGUGUUCACCUGUGUGUGUGUGUGUUCACCUGUGUAUGUGUGUGUUUGUGCUCACCUGUGUGUGUGUGUGUUCACCUGUGUGUGUGUGUGUGUUCACCUGUGUGUGUGUGUGUGUGUCUCACAGUAUAAACUUGUUGUUAUGAAUCAGAUCAUUGAGGCUUCCUUUGCUCCUGCUGAACUUUAGUAUUAUUAUAUUAAUUAUUAUUACUGUUGGAACACGAGUGAACAGCUUUCAUUGGAUAGUGAUGAUGUGAUGAUGAUGGUGAUGAUGGUGAUGAUGAUGGUGAUGAUGGUGAUGGUGAUGAUGAUGAUGGUGAUGAUGGUGAUGAUGGUGAUGAUGAUGGUGAUGGUGAUGAUGAUGAU